This is a messenger RNA of Rhododendron vialii, 840 nucleotides long. RefSeq lists its product as uncharacterized. Bases 166 to 720 code for a protein of 184 amino acids. The transcript is spliced from 3 exons. The record is from RefSeq and is a predicted model, not a curated record. Lineage: Eukaryota; Viridiplantae; Streptophyta; Magnoliopsida; Ericales; Ericaceae.
AGCCCGACCCAAACCCGGAAUUAUCCCUGUCGCAGCAUCGCUUCAACUCUGUGUGCAAAAUUGCAAGCCCUAAAAAAUAAGGCUAAAACCCUUUCGACUCCGUUGAUUGCAAUUGGGAAGCGGUUGGAGCAGACGAUAGAUCUCAAUUCGAGUCAUCGCCAUACCAUGAAAAGGCCAAUGCCAUGGGCAUGGAGUGAUGGCGAGGAUGACUCAUCAUCUGAUGAUUCUUCAACCUUGGAUACAGACAAAGAAGCCAAUGAUGGGUCUAACAAGAAAAACAACACGAAGAUUAGCGGUACCCCUAGUCAACCCUCCAAAGGGAAAGCAUCUCGAGUUGAUUCCGGAAAACGAAAAAGCAAGGGUGUAGACUUUGAAGCUUUGAGUCGACAUGGCUAUAAAGGCGGACCAUCUAUCUUGGGUGUGCCUCCUCCAAAAGAGGCCAACCAAAAUCAAGAUUGGUCUUGGUCUACUGGGAAGGAAAGUCGUGCAGCAAAUGAGUCGGAAGAAACUUUUGAAGAACGACGAAGAACCAGAGAUGCAAUUAUUGAAGGCGAGAACCUAACCCAUGUGCAAACUCAGAAAGACAAAAAGAACACUUCAUUUUCACAGAAGGAAAAGAGGAAGAGAGAUAUUGGCCAGGCUAGUCGCGGAAAGAGUUAUGUUGAGGAAGAGAAGAGGUUGCUAAGGGACAGUGGUGUUUAUUCUGGUUUUGAUUCCUAAUACGAGAUUGUAUCCCUGAUGAGUCCUUUGCAUUGGCAAUAUUAAUGAUACAUUUAGGAGGAGAAUGUAUUGUUGGAAUAGUUGUUGAUUUUAUCGAACACACCACAGCCCUGAUCUGAA